Molecule: messenger RNA, 1868 nt
Organism: Ruditapes philippinarum (Manila clam)
Lineage: Eukaryota; Metazoa; Mollusca; Bivalvia; Venerida; Veneridae
Product: spermatogenesis-associated serine-rich protein 1-like
Exons: 9
Coding region: 119-997 (292 amino acids)
Source: RefSeq, a predicted model, not a curated record
UGCUAUCGGUAAUGUAGGAACUUUUAAACGCAGUCUACAGUGUUACCAAGCACGCUAAAAAAGAAAAAAAACAGGAAGUUGUAACUUUCUUUUAUUAAUUAGAUGGGUAUAUGCAAAGAUGCUGCAUGUGACAACAGAAAUAGGAAAACCAGGGAAACAAGAGCGUGAGAAACGCCACUUUCCGUACUUACAGAAUCAGCCAACUUCACCUACAUAUAAGCCAAGAGGACGUAGAUAUUUACCACAUGGAUAUGGCAUGUAUGAUGAGUGGAAGCCUCAUCCCCAGGGGAUUCAACCUGAAUAUACAGAGAAUGGACCAGACUGGAAAUCACGAUUGAAGUACAUUCCCCACCCAGAGUCAAAUAAGUAUCCUGCCAUGGAAAUCUUUGAAAAUAAUUGGAAAGCAAUGAGGCCCUUCCCAUGUGGACCAUCAAGGAUGUACCAGGUUCUAAGUGAUACCUAUAUGAAGACAGAAAGGGAGUGGUUAUUGGACCCCGGCUUGUCAAACAGAGGUAUGAAGUGCAGUUUUAACGGUGAGCACAUGGCUACACGGACAUCUCAAGAUGAGAUAACUCACACAAUGUUGUUUGGUAGAGGAAGAACAGUUAAUUGGAUAGACAAGAGGAAUGGUAUUGGGGAAAGUUCUCCUGGAGAUAAACCUUAUAAAACACCAGAGUAUUCAAACAAAUUUCACAAACUUGGAUCAUCAUUGCCCGUCAUAGACUUUGGAUUUAUAAGGCCACCUAUUGUUAGACGGAACGAGGAAGAGUGUCCUAAACUCCUGGACACUCCAGUUAUCUUAAGCGCUAACAGUCCAUGGAAGAAAGGUCCAGACACGUUUGUACCUUUACAGCCGUUACCAUCUGAACCAAGAGAGCCGUUUAGAGUGAAGGCACGUCGUGAAGAAAAAGAGCUGGAGAAGAAGACAGUUAGAGCUUUAGAUGAAUGGAGACCUGCAACGCCAUUAAAACCCGAGAGAGUUGAUGAGAAAAAAUAAAUCAUCACAAGUUAUAAUUGUUACAUAUAGAAACCUGGGGCACUUAUAGAACAUUAAACUGCUGCAAGAAGAAACAAGAAUAAAGGAACUAAGUAUUAAGUUGAAAAUGCUACAAAUAUAGUAUAUAUAAUCUGAAACUUACUAUCCGAAACUUCAGGGUCAGUUUUGGCCAAUACAUACAUUUGAACAUUUUUCGAUGUUUUCUUCAAAAAAGGGAGAUUUUAGAAUUUGCAAAAAACAAAGAAGAAAGUUAUGAUAUCAAAAAGAGGAAGAUUUCUUUAAUUUGUGUAAAUACCUCUUAUUUUAAAAAUAUUGUUGCAGAAAGUGGGAGUCUCCCGCUAAAAGUGGGAGAGUUCACAUGUAUGCCAAUAAUUAAUAAAAUAUGAUGAGGUUUUAUGAUAUGUGACCUGAAACAUCAUUUUGUUAGGUACUUCUUUCUGGUAGUUUUGUCAUCUUUGGAUUCAGAAAUUUGUAUUAAAAAGAAAAUGUCAUGUUGACAAUUAUCAUCAUACUUAUAAACUUUAUCUAAUAUUGAUAAUAGCUUUUAUUUGAAUAGAAUCAUUGGAAAGCUAGUUACUUAAGAUUUGUUAUUUUCAUUUUUAAGAAAAGACAAAGUGAUUUCAUGUAUGUCACACAAUUCUUUCUUCACUUAAGUGUUUUUAUUUCUGGUGCUUUUGUGAAAAGGGUAUUGCCUACUAAGUAUUUUAACCCCUUCCUAUUUACUUAUUGUAAUUUGAAUAUACUAGAUGUUUCUGGUCAUAUUCUGUGAUGAUAUAAAUGAUGUGUUUUUGUAUUUGAUUUAAUUUUAUGACCUUUAAAAGGACUAAUUGUUUGUUAAAAGUUCAUAUAAUGUAUGUUUUGUUAAAGUCUA